Molecule: messenger RNA, 6907 nt
Organism: Mugil cephalus (flathead mullet)
Lineage: Eukaryota; Metazoa; Chordata; Actinopteri; Mugiliformes; Mugilidae
Gene: map3k10
Product: mitogen-activated protein kinase kinase kinase 10
Exons: 11
Coding region: 1921-5286 (1121 amino acids)
Biological process (GO): protein phosphorylation; positive regulation of apoptotic process
Molecular function (GO): ATP binding; JUN kinase kinase kinase activity; protein binding
Source: RefSeq, a predicted model, not a curated record
GAUGGGCAUACGGGCGUGGACGACGUACGCGCCACGGCCAUCCACAUGAUUAGAAGAUCCGUGACAGGAGAGGCACUCGCUCCCACGUACGUGAACGUCACCCCGGUGCAUUUGGAUGCAAAGUCAGCCCACAGACUGACAGCUCUGAGCUGGAAAUGUUACGUGUUUUUGGAGGAAAAUCCUGUUUGAAUGCGCCGGACCUCCGGACAGCUGGUUGAGCAGCACGGACAGGGACUGUCGGGAGCGUUUUAAUCUGUCGCUAAAUUGGACCUAAAUGUUUCCCCAGACUUGGAUGCAAACCAUACGCCCAUGCGACGGUUGUCAGUGGAUGUUGCUGUUCUCAGUGUGCAGGUUAGGUUACAGUAAACGCGAAUUGUUUACGUAUUGAAAUAUAAGACGCUGUUUGGGAACGACGCAAGGAGCGACUGGAUACACAUUUUACGCACAGAUAAUCGUAUUCCUAUCAUAUUAUUAUUAUUUAUAAAGAAAACACAGUGGAUCUUUUCAUCGCCUCUCGUAUCUCGUCCACUCAGAUCAUGGAUACUGUAUUACAGCAAUCGCUCCAUGCAAACCUUGGCUGAGAAUAUAUUCCACCUUAUUGUCACCGUGUGACGACUUCUGCCUUUCCCAAAGAAGGAACGUGGAGGUUUUAAACCCCAGACCAUCGCAACAGCUCUGUGCACUGAGGAUGUAAAAGCUGCCAUGCGUCCCCGGAAAGCAGCAGGAUAAUGAUAAAUGCUGGCAUCUCUUUUCUGCCUCCCGUGAAGAGGACUUUCUUGUCCAACCGACCGCUCGUCACCAUCACAAAUGUAGCCCGGCGGAGGCGACUGAACCAGGCCGCUGCACAGAGACGGAGGUGGGUUUGUUGUGCUUGGAUGGAUGCUGAACAUGGUGCCACUUCACAGCUCUGUAUUGAAUACCUGCCGCCCAGUCGCCUGCUUGUUUCUCUAAACCACCAGCUGUGUUAAAAUGGACGGGCCCUUUUUGGUUAAGGCUAUUCAGGGACGCUGAACCGGCUCACGAGUGGCCAUGAAUGUAGGAUUUAGCCUGGACCGGCUUGUGGGGAUGUAGGGUGAAUAUCCGCGGAUAUUCCCGAGCGCAAUCUAGAAGAGAAGACAGCCCAUAUUCACGGAGAUGGCUGGCGGGGGAGGCGCGUCUACACUGGGCUGGAUGAGAAAUAAUAAGGACCCCCGCUCAGAGGAUUUUCUCAGCUCACACACAGACAUGUUUUUUUUAUUGGCAGCUUAACAGUUCAUUUCCAUCCUAAAUUAACCUGACGAUCAGCUGUGGUUUCAUCAUCACAUCAGUGGCUGAUGAAACUGUCUCUGUAGCUCUCGGAGACAAUGUGCCAAUUGGGCUGAAAUUAACCACUCAAGAGUUCAUUUGGGAUAAUACUGUAAAACUUAACAGACAUAACAAGCCCAGGCUUGGUAUUAACUUUGUCAUUAGAGCAAUACAGGGAAUUGACAGUAACUAUAUAAUUGUUUUAGUUGAAGGAGUGAGAAAACCCCCCCCCCUAACUGGUUAGCAAGUCAUCUGACUGAAAGCAUCUUACUACGGGUUUCAUCACACCUUCUUUUCUUUAGAUAGACUCAUUCAUGUCUCUUUGUGGCAGCUCUUUACACGACACAGUUGUGAAAUUAGUCAGUUAGGUUUUGGGGGCACACACUCAUAGAUCUGCCCUGCUGAGUGUCAUUGUUUGACCUGAUGUAGGCUACAGUGGCCCUGAAUGAACUUGCCUUUGGGAAUACAUGUUACUUACAAACUGCGUAGCAACAGCACAGCGGGAACUGGUGACAGGAUUUGGCACUGAUUCAACAGGGAGAUGUGGUGAUGGGGGAGAGCAGCUCGUUGAGCCUCUGAUCCUUUCUCCCCUCCUCUGGUGGUCGAGGACACCUCCUCUCAGUCAAUGGGCCCUGUAUGGAUUUUGUGCCUGAGUUGACAGAGGGCAGGCCUACAGCAUCAAACAGAAGUCAGGCUGCCAUGAACCCAUACGGCAGAGCGAGCAGCACAUCGGCCCCCCUGUCCUGCACCAGCUGUGGGGGCUGCUGCUCUCCGCCUCCCCCUUGCCUAAUCCCCCCUGGACCCCCCUUCUCUACUACCUCCUCCUCUUCCAUUCCCCCGAAUAUGACCCCUCCGCCACCGAUGUAUCCCACUCCAGUCGUGCAGGUGGAGAACGGUAGCAGCUGGAACUCCUCCACCAUCUCCUCCUCCGGCUCCCCAGACUCCCACCCUGGUCACCGAUGUGGGGCCAACAACCCCAACUCCUACUGGACAGCAGUGUUUGACUAUGAGGCCACAGCAGACGAGGAGCUCACCCUGCGGCGCGGGGACCUUCUUGAGGUUCUCUCCAAAGACUCCAAAGUGUCCGGGGAUGAGGGAUGGUGGACGGGGAAGAUCCAGGACAAGGUGGGUAUCUUUCCAUCCAACUAUGUCACAAGGGGAGACGCUACUAGUUACCAACAGCUAACAGCUGGAGGGCUGGUGGCCGGUGGUGUGGGAGUAUGUCCUUUGGAGAUUGACUUUUCAGAACUGCUCCUGGAGGAGGUGAUAGGAGCUGGUGGCUUUGGGAAGGUGUACAAAGGAGUGUGGCGAGGAGAGGAAGUGGCGGUAAAGGCCGCCAGACAAGACCCAGAUGAGGAUAUUAGUGUCACAGCAGAGAGCGUGCGGCAGGAGGCCCGCCUGUUCUGGAUGCUACGGCACCCCAACAUUAUCAGCCUCCGAGGGGUCUGCCUGCGGGAGCCCAACCUCUGCUUGGUGAUGGAGUAUGCCCGAGGAGGGGCUCUGAACCGGGCCCUGGCUGGGAAGAAGGUUCCCCCAAGAGUUCUGGUGAACUGGGCGGUCCAGAUUGCCACAGGGAUGGACUAUCUGCACAACCAGGCAUUUGUACCUAUCAUCCACAGAGACCUCAAGUCCAGCAAUAUCCUCAUUCUGCAGCCGGUGGAGCGGGACGACCUGAGCGUGAAGACCCUGAAGAUCACGGACUUUGGCCUGGCCAGAGAGUGGCACCAGACCACCAAGAUGAGCGCGGCGGGGACGUACGCCUGGAUGGCCCCGGAGGUCAUCAAGCUCUCCCUCUUCUCCAAGAGCAGCGACGUCUGGAGUUUCGGCGUGUUGCUCUGGGAGCUGCUGACCGGAGAGGUUCCUUACCGCGAGAUAGACGCUCUGGCGGUGGCUUAUGGUGUCGCCAUGAACAAGCUGACGCUGCCCGUCCCCUCAACCUGCCCCGAACCCUUUGCUCAGCUACUGGGAGAGUGCUGGAGCCCCAACCCUCACAGCCGGCCCUCGUUCGCCAACAUCCUGAGGCGACUGCUGGCCAUCGAGCAGUCGUCCAUGUUUCAGAUGCCUCUCGAGUCCUUUCACUCCUUACAAGAAGACUGGAGGCUGGAGAUCCAGCAGAUGUUCGAUGAGCUCAGGGCCAAAGAGAAGGAGCUCAGAUCAUGGGAGGAGGCGUUGGCGCGAGCGGCCGAGGAGCAGAGGGAGCAGGAGGAGCAGCUGAAGAGGAGGGAGCAGGAGCUGGCGGAGAGGGAGAUCGACAUCGUGGAGCGAGAGCUGAACAUCAUCAUCCACCAAAUGUACCAGGAGAAACCCAGCGUCAAGAAGAGGAAGGGCCACUUCAAGAAGAGCCGGCUGCUGAAGCUGGGCAGAGACAGCAACUGCAUCAGUCUGCCCUCUGGCUUCGAGCAUAAGAUCACGGUGCAGGCGUCCCCCAGCGUGGACAAGAGGAAGACCCAGGGGAGCGAGAGCACCACGCCACCUGCCAGCCCAGGGGUCAUACCCCGACUCAGAGCCAUCAGACUGACGCCGAGCGAUGGCAGUAAGACGUGGGGCCGCAGCGCUGUGUGUAAGAAGGAAGACCUGACGACCAACAAGAAGAAGGGGCGCACCUGGGGCCCGAGCUCCACCCACCAGAAGGAGAGGGUCGGCGGGGAGGAAAAGCUGAAAUCUCUGGGUGAAGGAUGCAAGGUUUGGUCGUCCAGUGCACCAAAUCUGGGGAAGUCCCCCAAACACGCUCCCAUGACUGGUGGCUUCUCCAGCCUCAAUGAAAUGGAGGAGUGCGGCGAGUUCGAGGAAUCGCCGGGGUCCUUAAUGCCCUCGGAGACCAGCAGCAAUGGAGUCAUGGAGGACUCGGGGACUCCGUGGAGCGGCCUGGGGCCCAACAUGGCGUCCGCUGUUGGUAAUAUGAGCUCCUGUCAGGGGCUCGGAGGCGUCGGGACGGGAGUCAGCAACCAGGACUCGCUCCGCCGCUGCAGCCAGAGGAAGAAAAGUGACAUGCUGCUGUUGGGCUGCGCCUCCCUGCUCGCCUCCGUGGCUCUGGGACAAGACCUGAUGCAGCUGGGAAAACUGCAGGUGCUUCAGGACGAGCAGGACCUCAGAGAGGAGCAGCGUAAGAAGAAGGAGGGUCUCUUCCAGCGGACGGGGCGUUUCCGUCGCAGCACCUCCCCACCCAGCCGCAACCUCUCCCUGUCCCUCUCCAGACACCACGACUCUACGCUUCCCUGCUUGGACCCUUCUCCCUCUGUAACACUCCUCUCUUUGUCCUCUCUGUCUGACUGCAACUCCACCAAGUCCCUCCUCCCCUCUGACCCAGAGGAGUUCCCCCUGACCCCGAUCGCCAGGGUCAAAACCCCGGCGGCCUCUCCGGCCCCCGCGCUCAACCCGCUCUUGGACCUGCGGGCCGAGAGCUUCAAGAAGGAGCCCAACCAGUCGCUCACGCCCACCCACGUGUCUGCAGCCAUGGCCCUGAACAGAGGACACAGACGCACCCCUUCGGACGGGGCGAUACGACCCAGGGCCCAGACUCUGGGACAUCGCAGGACGCCGUCAGACGGCAGCAUGCCCAUGCCUCCUCCGCCGGGAGCAGCACACCUCACUGCAAACAAAGGUGCACAGGAGUCCCGGGACAUCCCUCGACUCCCCGACCCCUCCGUCAUCUUCCCGGCCCCGCAACGGCGCAAAGCUCCCGCUCCACCGAUCCCCGACGUGGCUCCUCACAGUCUCAUCAGCCCCCUGGAGAGGCCCAAGACGCUGGAGUUCGCGCCCCGGCCGCGGCCCACGCCGGUCAAGAUAAGGGCCGACCCCUGGAAGCUGGGCUCCCUCUCCCGGACCCUGAGCUCGUCGCCUGGCAGCAGCUGCGACAGCCCCCUGGGGUCGGGGGACAGCAGCGCCAGCACCGCGCGGCCCAACCUGAUGGACAUGGACAUGGAGGGCCAGAGCUCGGACCCCACGGUUCCUCUGUGUGGGCAGCGCCAGCCCGCCACUCUGUGCGGACAACAAUACUCGUAGUGAAAAAAAACUACUCAUCUUUUUUUUUUUUUUUAUUGCAUUCAGACCUGUUCCAGAAAAUUAGAGCUUGGGCUGAAUGAGGAACGCCUACUGAUGUCUGAGCCGAGCAAAGUGCACUCAACUGAAGUUUGCAAAAAACAUCUCACUUCUUGUUUUUAGGCACUUACUGGAAGCCAUCCCUCUCCUGUGCCCUGCUAGUAUCCUAAUAAGGCGUACAACGCUUCUUACAUCAUCCCCGUAUAAACCUGCACGACACUGAGGGUCCUAGAGGCCUUUGAAACUUCCGUAGUGUCCUCCACCACUUUUCUCACCCUGCUUUACCUCUUAGUGCCCCCACAAUGUUUCCUUCAAAGCCAUUCAAGUACUUUUUGACUUUGCUACCUGGUCAUUUCACUUCAUCUCUUUGUGCUUUUGCCUGUCUGUGUAGCUCUGCACUUUCUGCUCGCAUCUCACCUGUCGCCCACUUACAAAAGACCAGAAAAACAUCCACGCUCACUCUUUCAUCUAAACAUUCCCUCGAGACAAAGAGGAGCCUGACUUUUUUUAAAAAAAAUCUCCAUAGAGAGUGGUCCUUCUUCUUAUUUUGCACACCGUUUGUUCUGCCGGCGCACCAGCAUCUCCCACAAUCUUCCUCCUCCAUCCUCACCUCACGUCACCUCCCUCCAAGACAGGAAGAAGCCUUCUCCCACAGUACUGGCGGACUGGUUACACCCUCAGCCUUGUAAAGUAAAGCGUUUAUUUGCUCAGUGCUGACACCAUCCCUGCUGCUACCUGUUAGCAAAAAACAAAAAACAAAAAAAAAAAUGGUUUGGCAGCCCAGGCGUGUUUGUGUGAAUGUCUGCACAUUACUCUACAUGCGUGGAUGAACGUUUGUGCGUGCUGGUGCUUAUUUUUUUUCAGUGCAUUUUAUUUUUUACGCGUGAAUGGUUUCCGCUGCACGCAGCACUUCUUCAAGAUAAGACCGCCGGUCGCCGCUCCUCGUCUGUUUGUCUUUAACAUUCCUCACUCGGUAGCACCCUGUGCGAUUCCCUCUCAUGCCACUGACACGGGGCGUGAGCUGCUGUAUUCGACAUCAGUGGCACUCUAGGAGCCGUGUUGUACGACCAGUCGGUUCUUUCUUCGGACUCGGCACAAAAGCGCUCCAGUCACGGCUGACAAAUCAACUUCUGAUCGAGUUUGCGUUUUGUACAGUGGACAGUUCAUCUUGGCUUCAGAUGGUAAUUACUUGACUGUUUCUCUAGGUGAGCGCGUGUGAGCGUGGGUUUGUUUGUGUGUAUGUACGUGUCAUUAUUUGUAUGGGAUCACGACAAUCCCGUUGGUAGAAGAGUGAGCCCGGACUCAUUCUCCUCGUGUGGUUAAGAACACUGAGUAUUUAUUAAAUUUAUUGUUAUUCUCUGAAAGGUUUAAUUAUUAUUAUUAUUAUUAUUAUUAUUACGAUGCAUUCCUGGGAUAUCUGUAUAUAUUUGUUAAAAUAACAGGAAAAACCAAGGAAAUCCUGGGAAACGGCUCACUGAAACAUCCACGUUGUCUUCAGUCUCAACCUGUGACAUUUUAUGGGUUUGAUGAGGAAUAAGUGUGAAAUGUGAUGAAUGAGAGACGAAUAAAAAACAAAGAAACAUGC